Salmo salar (Atlantic salmon) is the source of this 4118-nucleotide messenger RNA. Its product is annotated as AFG3-like protein 1. Gene Ontology annotation, molecular function: ATP-dependent peptidase activity; zinc ion binding; ATP hydrolysis activity. The record is from RefSeq and is a predicted model, not a curated record. Gene Ontology annotation, cellular component: m-AAA complex; membrane. Gene Ontology annotation, biological process: mitochondrial protein processing. Lineage: Eukaryota; Metazoa; Chordata; Actinopteri; Salmoniformes; Salmonidae.
AUACUGUAUUUUAAACAUGGUUAUAUUUUACAUGCAAUUGUUGACCAUACCCUAAGAAUCAAUGGAAAAACAUUUCCAUUCCAACCCAGAUUGUCAGGCAUCAUUUUGGUCAAUUUAUUGGGGUCCUUAGUGGUCUUGCUCUGACAUUCUUGCUCUUGCAGUAUGUAAUGACUGUGGCUGUUAUCCAACACUGUCACACGGAUGAACUGUAAGAAGCCAGAAUAUCUAGAACAUUUGAUAUUUUUUUAACGAGUGGAGGGCAAGUGCCAGCGGGAGAAUGGCUCAAAUGUUGGGGCUUCUCUCGACGGCUGCUUUGCCUCUACGGAUCGCAGUGAGAGCAUGUGUACGCAGUGCAGUGUCAAGGAACUUCUCUGUGCUGCCCGGCUAUCGUGGCUCCACGGUCAGGAGGCUUGCUCAAAGUAAGUUAUUGUCACCUGAUGGAAUCUUUACAUCUCAUGGACUACAGUACUCCACUGAGCCGCCAAAAGAUGGUAAAGGGAAGGAAUCAGGUGGCAGUGGAGGCGGAGGGAAAAGAGGAGGAGGAGGGAAAGAUUGGUGGAGCCGCAUGCAGAAGGGUGACAUCCCAUGGGAUGAGAAAGACUUCCGUGCCCUGGCAGUGGUACUUGCUGGGAUAUCCUCUGCCACGCUCUACUAUCAAUUCAGAGACACUGGCAAGGAGAUCACUUGGAAGGACUUUGUCCAACGCUACCUUGGCAGAGGAAUGGUCGACCGUUUAGAGGUUGUCAACAAACAGUAUGUCCGAGUCAUUCUAGUACCAGGAGCAGAGGCUGAUGCGAGCUAUGUGUGGUUUAACAUCGGUAGUGUGGACACCUUCGAGAGGAACUUGGAGGCGGCUCAUCACGAGCUGGGCUUGGAGCCCUCUCAUCGGGCAGCUGUCAUGUACAACUCCGAGAGUGAUGGGUCAUUUAUGAUGAGCAUGAUCCCCACCUUGCUGUUGAUUGGUUUCCUGCUUUUCACCCUGCGGCGGGGACCAAUGGGAGGAGGCGCUGGGGGUGGAAGAGGUGGUCCCUUCAGCAUGAGCGAAUCAACAGCAAAAAUGAUGAAGGACAACAUCAACACCAAGUUCAAGGAUGUGGCCGGCUGUGAGGAGGCCAAGCUGGAGAUUCUGGAGUUUGUUAACUUCCUGAAGAACCCCCAGCAGUACCUGGACCUGGGGGCUAAGAUCCCAAAGGGUGCUGUGCUCUCUGGACCUCCAGGCACAGGCAAGACCCUGCUGGCCAAGGCCACAGCAGGAGAGGCCAACGUCCCCUUCAUCACUGUCAACGGCUCUGAGUUCCUGGAGAUGUUUGUGGGUGUUGGGCCUGCCAGGGUGAGAGACAUGUUUGCCAUGGCCCGGAAGAACGCCCCCUGUAUUCUGUUUAUAGAUGAGAUAGACGCCGUGGGUCGCAAGAGGGGCGGGGGAAAUUUUGGUGGCCAGAGCGAGCAGGAGAACACUCUCAACCAGCUGCUAGUGGAGAUGGAUGGAUUCAACACCAGCACUAACGUCGUCGUCCUGGCCGGCACCAACAGACCAGACAUCUUGGAUCCUGCACUCAUGAGGCCUGGCAGAUUUGACAGGCAGAUUUACAUAGGCCCACCUGACAUCAAAGGCAGGGCGUCCAUCUUCAAAGUGCACUUACGGCCCAUCAAACUGGACCCUGCUAUGGACAAAGACGGACUGGCCAGGAAGAUGGCUGCCGCCACACCAGGCUUCACAGGAGCCGACAUAGCUAACGUGUGUAACGAGUCUGCCCUCAUUGCUGCUAGACAUCUCAACCCACAUGUGGAAGGGAAACACUUUGAGCAGGCCAUCGACAGGGUCAUUGGAGGUCUUGAGAAGAAGACCCAGGUUCUGCAGCCCAAUGAGAAGAAGACUGUAGCGUACCAUGAGGCUGGCCACGCCAUAGUGGGUUGGUUCCUGCAACAUGCUGACCCACUGCUGAAGGUGUCCAUCAUCCCCAGAGGGAAGGGUUUGGGGUAUGCCCAGUACCUCCCCAAGGAGCAGUACUUGUACACGCGGGAGCAGCUGUUUGACAGGAUGUGUAUGAUGCUGGGAGGACGUGUGGCUGAACAUGUCUUCUUUGGGAAGAUCACCACUGGAGCCCAGGAUGACCUGAAGAAGGUCACCCAGUCAGCCUACGCACAGAUAGUGCAGUUUGGGAUGAGUGAGAAGGUAGGCCAGGUGUCUUUUGACCUUCCUCGGCAAGGGGAGAUGGUGAUGGAGAAGCCUUACAGCGAGGCCACUGCAGAGCUCAUAGACCAGGAGGUCAGAGACCUGGUGGACAGCGCCUACCAGAGGACCAUGGAGCUGAUUGUGGACAAGAGAGAGUGUGUGGACAUGGUGGGGAAGCGUCUCCUGGAGAAGGAGGUCCUGGGCAAGGCAGACAUGCUGGAGCUGCUGGGGCCACGGCCAUUUGAGGAAAAGUCAACCUAUGAGGAGUUUGUGGAGGGGACAGGCAGCUUUGAAGAGGACACCAGUCUGCCAGAGGGCCUGAAGGACUGGAACCAGGAGAGAGGGGACCUAGCUGAGGAGCUGGACACAGCCAAGGAGAAACAGGCUCAAUAGGCAGGACAAACGGUGACAGGCAACCUCUUAACCCAACCUCUGUCUUAGCACACACCAGUCAUGUAGCCUAGGCAGAGAGGAGGGUUGGGUGACUUAGCAUAGUACACUGCCCUCGGACAUAUUUAUCUGAGUGCAAAACAAACUUUCAAUCAGAAUGCAAAUCUUUCAAUGCCUUAUUAUUGGCUAUAUUGGAGGUGAGCCUCAUGGUACUCAAAGGCUAAUUUAAUGGACAGUGGACACAUUGUGUUUGAGAGAUUUGAUCUUUUUAUGAGUUGCAUGUUUUCUUUUUCUCCAUAUAAAUACGUUUGUCAACUGAGUCAUGUACAUUUGCCUCGUGUUUUGAUAUCUUCAGCUAUUUAUUUCAAUAAAAGGGGCUUCUUCCCAACUGUAUUUCUUUCCCUCCCUCAAAUGAAUGCUACAUUUCAAACCGUGUCGUUCAUCUCUAUAUACCAAUGACAUAAAGGUACUGGUUAUGAACAAUGUUAAUAUCCUAGUUCAUCAAAAUGCUACUGGCAGAAAGAUACACAUAUACUACCCUAGAUGUGUUGAAAUGUGCACUGCCUCUACCAUCUCCCAGCCUUGCACUGGUCAUUUGUGAUUAAGCCCUCACACUACAACUAUAUAGUGUGGUGUUAAGCCCAGUUUAUACCUGGUGCUAACAUGGUUCCUUUUCCUGAUCUUGUCUACAUUCUGAUUGUGCCUGUAUUUCCAGAAAUGUGUCUAUUAUCCAUCAACUGUUUCUGGAUUGUGACCAGAUGUCCUGUUCCUACUUUUAUGCAAAUGAUUUCACAGCUAUCCUUUCUAAAUAAUAUUUAUUGUAAGACUUAUUGAUGUACUCAGUCAAUGGUGCUACUUAGAGGGCAGAAUAAUUAUUUAAAUGGAUUCUCUGUCCAGAUCUGUCCACACUUGUAAGAUAUUCAGACACAAUGCGUGGGCAGGAUGAUCUGAUCACAAUGUGUCUUUUGAUUGUCUACAUGUGUCUAAAAAUGUGAGCACAAUCAGAAUGUGGACAAGAGCAGGACAAAGGACGCAAGUUAGAAUCAUGUAUAAACGGAGCUUUAGAUGUUCUGCUGCUCCAGUAAUCUGCUGCUGCUGAUGUACAGUAUCGCUAGUAGCAUACAUCCCUACAGAAUUGUAAACAAAUUAUUUUAUUGGGUGAUCUGUGUGAAUCAGGAAGUUGCUACCUCACAUUAAAGCAAUAUAUUCAACUAAAUUUCUCUCAUAGGUUUGUGAAAAUUGUCCCCCUAGAUAUUUCCAGUAUUCUGUAGUUCUGAUCACCACUGAAGAUGUCAAACAGUUUAGAAUUACUGAUGUAAUAACCUAUAAUACAUUUAGUUUAAAAUGUGUGUAGUUGGUAUUUUGGAUUGUGCACUGAUGGUAAGUCUGCCUGUUACUAUACAGUCAACCUCUUGUUCUCCAGUUACUGGGGAUGGACAGAAAGGGCUUUUCCAUUUGUAUUAAAAAGAAAAAGAUUCUGUGUAUGAAAGCAAUGGCUAUACUACAAUGUAUAAAACAUGUUUUUGUUUGAUAAAUAAAUGCAGUGGUGAAUUUC